This is a messenger RNA of Ziziphus jujuba (common jujube), 2398 nucleotides long. RefSeq names its product pentatricopeptide repeat-containing protein At5g66520-like. The transcript has a single exon. Gene Ontology annotation, molecular function: RNA binding; zinc ion binding; protein binding. The record is from RefSeq and is a predicted model, not a curated record. Gene Ontology annotation, biological process: RNA modification. The coding region runs from base 420 to 2306 and encodes 628 amino acids. Lineage: Eukaryota; Viridiplantae; Streptophyta; Magnoliopsida; Rosales; Rhamnaceae.
CAACUAAUUGCUUCCUUAGUCGUAGAAUUUAUUCCUUUACCCUAUUGUCUUGCGGCGGCCAUGUGCCAGCGGCCCAACAGAGCAUGCAAAAACAUACUAUCCUUUUAUUUUCUAGGCUUGGAAUUUUGGCUAAAAUCUAGCGAAGCUAAAUAAAAAUUGGAUUUGCUUAGAAUUUGUAUUUAUAUUAUUAUUUAUACGAAAAUUUGAAAUAUCAAAAUGAUUUUAAAUUUUCACCGUAAACUUUUUUGGAGGUUGUCUUUAUUUUUGUAUAUAGAUAGAGAUAUUCUAAAAGAAAGAAAAUAUCUUAAUCUGUGACGUGGAUAUGAAGGAUAUUUUAUUUAUUUAUUAUAUGGUUUAACAGUUUCUUCUGAGUAGUGUAUAAAACCCAUCCAACCCAGCAGCGGUAAAACUUGAACAAAAUGAUGGCAUCGCCUCUCGUUCUUCAAUCCAUUGCAGUCUUUUCGAGUACUCCAAGCUCGAACACCCAUACUUCUCCAUUGCGUGGCCUCGAAUCCUGCUCUACCAUGCUGGAGCUCAAGCAGUUCCACUCUCAGGUCAUUAAGCUCGGUCUCUCUGCCGACAAUGACGCCAUGGGUCGAGUCAUCAAGUUCUGUGCAGUCUCCGAUAAUGGCGAUCUGAAUUAUGCCCUCCAAGUGUUCGAUGCACUUCCUCAUCCGGACGCCUUCAUUUAUAACACUAUAAUGAGAGGGCAUUUGCAACUGCCAUUCCCCAGAAAGUGCAUUCUUUUCUACUCCCGGAUGUUAUGUGAUUCUGCUACGCCUAAUAGGUUUACUUUCCCUUCGGUUAUAAGAGCUUGUUCUGCUGAUAAUGCAGUUGAAGAAGGGAGACAGGUCCAUGCCCAUGUUUUCAAAUUUGGAUUUGGAGCUGAUGGGUUUUCUCAGAACAACCUGAUUCACAUGUAUGUGAAUUUUCAGUCUAUGGAGGGAGCAAGAAAAGUCUUUGAUAAAAUGCCCAUGAAAGAUGUAGUCUCUUGGACCACUUUGUUCACUGGCUAUUCUCAGUGUGGAUUGGUCGAUAAGGCUUUUGAAGUUUUUGAGCUGAUGCCUGAGAGGAACUCUGUCUCUUGGAAUGCCAUGAUUGCAUCUUAUGUUCAGAGCAACCGUUUUCAUGAGGCCUUUGCUUUGUUCCGUAGGAUGCUGGAAGAAAAAUGGGCAUUGGAUAAAUAUUUGGCUGCUAGUAUGUUAGUAGCUUGUACAGGGUUGGGUGCUCUGGAACAAGGCAAGUGGAUACAUGGAUAUAUCCAAAAAAGUGGGAUUGAGUUGGACCCAAAACUUGCAACAACAAUUAUCGACAUGUAUUGCAAAUGUGGUUGCUUGGAAAGGGCUUUUGAAGUUUUCAAUGAGUUGCCCCACAAAGGGAUUUCUUCCUGGAAUUGCAUGAUUGGAGGACUAGCCAUACAUGGCAAAGGAGAGGCUGCCAUUCAACUUUUUAAAGAGAUGCAGAGGGAAAUGGUCGCUCCCGACUAUAUUACUUUUGUUAGUCUCCUUUCUGCAUGUGCUCAUUCUGGAUUAGUUGAUGAGGGGCGCCAUUACUUCCGCUGCAUGAUUGAAGUUCACGGUAUUGAGCCUGGAACCGAGCAUUUUGGGUGCAUGGUUGAUCUGCUAGGAAGAGCUGGGAUGAUGAAGGAAGCGACGAAGCUUAUAAACGAGAUGCCCAUGAGCCCUGAUGCAGGUGUAUUAGGGGCUCUUCUUGGAGCUUGUAAAAUCCAUGGAAACAUAGAACUGGGAGAGAAAAUCGGGAAGAGAAUAAUUGAACUGGAGCCUAACAAUAGCGGACGCUACGUGUUACUCGCAAACUUGUAUGCCAAAGCUGGUAGGUGGGAAGAUGUUGCAAACACGAGGAAGUUAAUGAACGACAGGGGAGUUAAGAAAGCUCCCGGAUUCUCCAUGAUCGAAGUGGAGGGUGUGGUCAAUGAAUUUCUUGCUGGAGGAAGGGCCCAUCCCGAAGCGAAACAGAUAUAUUCGAAAGUUAACGAGAUGCUGGAACGUAUUAGAAGUAGUGGCUAUGUUCCUGACGUUGAUGGGGCAUCAAUGCAUGAUGUAGAUGAGGAGGAAAAGGAGAAGCCAUUAUACUAUCAUAGCGAGAAACUUGCAAUUGCAUUUGGGCUGCUGAAGACAAAAGCAGGGGAAACUAUUCGUAUCACGAAGAAUUUACGAGUGUGUAAAGACUGUCACGAAGCAAGUAAACUCAUCUCCAAAGCUUAUGGUCGAGAGAUAAUUGUGAGGGAUAGAAAUCGGUUUCACCAUUUUAGAAUGGGGGAGUGUUCCUGUCGAGAUUACUGGUAGAGUUUUUUCUUAGUAGUAAAAUACAAAAAGUGAGAUGAUUAUGUUAUAUGUAUUUAUACCUAUCAAUAUAUAGAUUCAGAAACUCAUUUUGA